This is a messenger RNA of Drosophila willistoni, 368 nucleotides long. RefSeq lists its product as uncharacterized. NCBI's taxonomy places the organism in Eukaryota, Metazoa, Arthropoda, Insecta, Diptera, Drosophilidae. The coding region runs from base 21 to 368 and encodes 115 amino acids. The record is from RefSeq and is a predicted model, not a curated record. The transcript has 2 exons.
GGAAAAAAAAUCUCUAAAAAAUGCUAAAAAUAAUCAUAGAGAGAAAAUGUGGAAAGCCAGUGGAAUUCAGAAUGGCCUCUUAUUCGACUAUUUAUGACCUGAAAAAAAGGAUCGAGGAUCUACUAUCUAUGUCUGAGGGGCAAUGUGUCCUAAUAUCCUCGAAAUGCAAGGUAUUAGAUGGCGAUCUUAUUUUGGAAGCAGCAGGUCUGGACAACAGUGAUCCCAAGAAGAAACCAACGAUAACAUGUUUUGAAGGAGCUCAAAAAAUUGGAGCAUUAACUGUAAUUGCUGAGGCUGAAAUUGAGACUGACUAUAGUAACGAAUCAUUAGAAAGUGCAGUGACGUUCCAGACAGUAUGUGUAAGAUAA